UCGAAAAAGCGCUCUCUUGGUUAUCGGAAAACAGCUGAGAGAGCAACUACAACAACAUCAGAACGCUCGGAUCUCGUAAAUUUAUAAGAAAUUUAAUUAUUCAACCCGCCCGAACCGAGUCAAUCGAAUUAAAUUACCCAAAGCGUGCGACAAAGUUCUUAAAGCCAAACACUUGUGAGUGCGGGUGUCACCUUGCAUUUGAAGUUUCUAAUUUUCCGAAGAAGUGACCAUUAUACCCAAAAGGAAAAAAAAGGAAAAAGCUCGCGGUGUGUAGUAUUUCGGCCUGGUUAUAGUUGGGUGUGUGUCUGUGUGUUGUAGUACUAUUAUUCUGCAUACAAGUCCGUAGUGCAUCGUUUUGUAUGUUGCGGCAUUUUGAUGACGAAAUUAUUUUUGGAUAAGCGUUUGAUGAGAGCGGGGGCAUCUUCAUCAUUGGCACUAUUGGCAGAAUGGAAAGCGAGCGGUUGCGUAUCACGCUGGACAGUGCCGAGUGCGUCUAUUUCGCCGGCGACAUCAUUCGCGGCGAAAUCUGGAUGAAUCUCAGCAAGCGCACCAAAAUACGCGCUAUUAAAGUCCAGGUGACCGGCAAAGGAAAGUGCAAGUGGAUCGAGAUCCUCCGGAAGAACUCGAACAACAAUGAGUACUCGCGCAGUCUGUUCUACACCAGCAAAGAGGUGUAUGAGCACAGUGAGACGGCCCUGCCGGACUUCGAGCCUAGGGGCCUGGAGCUCUCGCCCGGGGAGCACACUUUCAUCUUCGAGGUGGCGCUUGGCAGGCAACUGCCCUCGAGCUUCAAGGGCAGUUACGGCGGGAUCAAGUACAAGAUGCGGGUUCUGAUCCAGCGACCGUGGACCUUCGACGAGCGGCACACUAUUCCUUUCACGGUGGUGAAGUUCAUGCCAUUGCGGCCAUCGCACCGCAGCGUUCCCAGUCCCCUGGAGAAGCAGGUGACCAAGACGAUCAGCUUGUUCGGCACCCGACCUAUAACCCUGCUGGCCCUUUUGCCAGAGGACUUUGCUGUCCGCGGAGAACCCCUGAAAAUCUGUGCCACCGUAAUAAACAACAGCACGACCGCCGUGGAGAAGUUGCUUACUGUACUCCAGUAUGUCACCUAUUACAGUCACGUUCCGCUCCGUGUCCAAAAAGUGGAGUGUAUUUCUGUGGCCACGAAGGAAACUGGUUCGGUGCAGAAGAAAAGCGAACGAAGCUUCGCUCACGAACUCCUCCUGCCUGAGGGAACCCAGCCCACGGACGAUCAAAUGAGUGGAGUGAUCACCAUCGUGUAUGAGCUACGUGUGGAGGCGGUGCUGCGAGGAUUCUUUAAGAAUCUGGUGCUUAAUCUUCCCUUUAAGGUGUACUCGCAGGACACCUCCAAUCGAGAGUCAGCCAUGCGCCCACCGCCGCCACCACGUCCAAACGAUGGGCCUCCCGGUCCUGAUGUGGGCACUGGCAAUCCAUUUGAGCCCGCGCUGCCCGUUUACCCUUCGCUGGACUCAUCGAUUGGCUCGCCGUCGCAUUCUUCGCAGUUUAGUGAGUGCAGCAGCAUCAACUCCAUCACCUCCGACUCAUCGGCGGCCACUUUGAGUCCAGCCGUGGGCGGUGGCGUGGGUGGUGUCGAGGUAUCCUACACUUCCGGCUCGCAGUCUUCACAGUACGGCAGCCCUUCGGCCAGGGCCAGUCUGCGCAGCUCCAACGUUCCCUAUAUGCCGUACUCGUCCAGUCCACUGAUGGUGCAGUCUUAUCCACCUCCCCACCUGCCCGCCUAUCCCCUGCCCGAGUCGCCACAGUACUCUCUACUCGCACUGACCCCCCCACCGAAUACGGCUCCAUCUCCAGCUACAGGGGGAGCAGGGUCAGGAGUCCCAGCAUACAGUCAGCUGCCAUCCACCUCAGGAUCGUCUUCGCUCCUGCAGUCCCGUCAGCCACCAGGGGCCCAUGAGCUUCCUCCCUCCUAUGAGGAAUUGUUCGGAAUGGCCAAUGCUCCUCCACAAACACCCAAAUAAACGGGAUCGAGAGUCCCUAUAAGAAGCCACCCAGUUACGUCCAAGCUUUGCCUAGACAUAGAGCUUCAGGUUUACUUUAUAGAUUUACUGAUAUAAAAAUGUCGAAUAUUCUAAGACCGUCAACGGUUUUAAAGCAACAAAUAUGCAAAAUGUGCACAAAUCAGCAAUAAUAUUGUUUAUUAACUAAAGCAUUUUUCGUUGAAACUUUAAUCAAACGGAUUGUUGUGAAUCGAAUUUGUUCCUUUUUCUAAACUCUUUUUUUUAUCUUUUUUUUGAUAAGGCAAAGACUUCCUUAAAGUUAUAUUUUUCUUUUACAAAUAUUUUGUGCAAUCUCUUUUAAAAUAUAAUCUCACUUUUUUCGAAAGUCUGGUUUCCCAAAGGCUGAAAUGAAAAUUCAAUGAGAUUCUCAGAAUUUUUGUAUAUUCUUUUUUCACAACUUGCUAUAUACAAUAUUACGUAUAAUAUGUUCACUAUGACAAUAAACUGAUCAGACUAUUUGCAUUGUCCUUUCGUACUAAAAAUUGAGCUUAAAACACACAUUUAAUUUAUGUAGAAUCUCCAAAGGUCUGUGUUGUAGUUAGCUUGAAGGAGCCAAGACUAAACAAAAACUAUACGAAUAUAAACUAUGCAUAUUAUCAGAACAAAUUAUAAAUUAGGUAAUUCUUGCGUAACAAAUUUAGAUAACAUAAUCACAAUUGAACAACUUUCUGCUUUUAAAAGAAUUUAAAGCAAUCUCAAGUCUGUCUUCUGUUAAAAUUAAUUUAUCAAACUAUAUCUGAAGAGCCAACCUUUUGCAUUUUUAAGAAUUAAAUCUUGAGCAUUACUCACCCCAUGACUAUUUAUCACACUUUCGCACCGAAACCCGCCUAUUUAUCAAACAUUUCUCACUUUUAUACGUCCAUCUCCAAAGAUUCAGAUCGAAAGGAUUUACACCAUUUUAUUCUAAACCAAAACAGGUGUAACAUUAAUAUUUAUUUCUCCCACUGGAAUCUACUUUUAGAAAUUAAGUACUUAAGCACAAAUUGAAUACUCUAAAAGAGAGUCGAUUCUUCAAAAGCAGAAGAAUCUGAUUGACAAGCUUUAGUGCCUCUGUAUGAUGAAUGUAUUGAUGAAUGUAUGAUGAGAAAAUAAUUUUAUACACCCAUCAUUCGAGGGCAGUGUAACUUUUUAGUUUUAAGCGCACAAUAUGCAAAUUACGUACGAACAAUGGAUUUCGUUAAGGUGCUUUACAAAUCACUAUUUUUGGAUACCAAUUUUUUGUGUUUUCUUUGAAUUUAGUGCAAGUAAGCUAAAUUUCAAUAUGAUUUAAAUAAGCAAGGAAACAAAUAAAAUGUUAAUAUAAUUACGAAGAC
Drosophila ananassae is the source of this 3352-nucleotide messenger RNA. RefSeq names its product arrestin domain-containing protein 17 (gene Leash). The record is from RefSeq and is a predicted model, not a curated record. NCBI's taxonomy places the organism in Eukaryota, Metazoa, Arthropoda, Insecta, Diptera, Drosophilidae. Gene Ontology annotation, cellular component: cytoplasm. Gene Ontology annotation, biological process: protein transport.